UUUGUCUGGCAAUUCGGACACGCACUCUCGCUGGAUUACGCAAGCCAUCAACGUAUUGUGAUUUAUAAUAGUGUUACAGUGAAAACAAUUCGUAAAGGAUUCCCGUAAAGGACAAUCGAAAUAAAUUGAACAUUCUAUCCCUUUUGCUCAAAUCAAGUGCUUAAAAACUCAGUGCAAUGGCGUCCGAAAUGUCGUUGAAAAAGAACAAAAAGUUCUCUCGGGCUUAUCCUGAAACGGAUGGCGAUGAUAUUGUUAUUUCUGGCAUGGCCGGCAAAUUUCCCAACUCGAAAAAUAUAUCGGAAUACGAAUACAAUCUUUAUAAYAAGAUUGAUAUGGUCGAUGAUGAUGAGCGGCGUUGGCGUCACUUUAAUCCAGAGAUUCCGAAGCGUUCUGGUAAAAUUAGUGAACUCGAAAAAUUCGAUGCGACGUUCUUUGGAGUGCACUUUAAGCAGGCGCAUACCAUGGAUCCGCAAACUCGCAUCUUGAUUGAGACGGCCUACGAGGCUGUGAUUGAUGCGGGUAUCAAUCCAAAAACUCUACGUGGCACUAAGACUGGCGUCUAUGUAGGCUCCUGUAUAUCCGAGUCGGAGAAAACUUGGUUCUAUGAGAAGGUUUCAUCGGGUGGUUUCGGUAUCACCGGCUGCAGUCGCGCCAUGAUGGCGAACCGUAUUUCGUACUGCUUGGGAUUGGAGGGUCCAUCCUUUUUGCUCGACACGGCGUGCUCCAGUUCAAUGUACGCUUUGGAUAAUGCGUUCAGUGCCCUUCGUAAUGGUGAAAUUGAUGCCGCAAUUAUUGGUGGCUCGAAUUUGUUGUUGCAUCCCUUUGUAACUAUUCAGUUUGCUCGACUUGGUGUUUUGUCUCCUGACGGUUUCUGUCGCCCUUUCGACAAAGACGCAAGUGGAUAUACCCGUUCAGAGACAAUUAACUGCAUGUUUCUUCAACGGAAGCGAGAUGCGAAGCGCGUCUACGCAAGUGUCAUUUACUCAAAGACCAACUGUGAUGGAUAUAAGCCAGAGGGCAUUACCUAUCCGUCGGGCAAAGUUCAACAGAAGUUGUUGGAAGAGUUCUACAAGGAAAUCGACCUCACACCAAAUGACUUGGGCUACUUGGAAGCGCACAGUACUGGAACUGUGGUGGGUGAUCCAGAGGAGUGCAAGGCAAUCGAUAGUGUGCUCUGUAGCCAACGGAGCGAGCCACUUCUAGUUGGUUCCGUUAAAUCUAAUGUUGGACACUCGGAACCUGCCUCUGGCAUCUGCUCCCUCGUUAAGGCCUGUUUCGCUUUCGAGACCGGUUUGAUUGCACCCAAUAUCAACUUUACCGAAGUGAAGCCCUCAAUUACGGCACUUGCGGAAGGACGUUUAAUCGUGGUCAAGGACCCUACUCCGCUGCCCAAGCCAUACAUCGGAAUCAAUUCAUUCGGCUUUGGUGGUGCUAACGCCCAUGCCAUCUUGAAAGCCUAUCCAAAGCCAAAGGUUAACUUCGGCAUACCGAACGAUGAUCUGCCACGACUUUUGACAUGGGCCGGCCGAACGGAAGAGGCUGUAAAUGUGAUUUUCAAUGCCAUCGAAAAGAAACCGUUAGAUGCCGAGUUUAUUGCACUUUUGCAAAACAUACAGGAGGAAGAUGUGUCCGGCAUGGUGUUCCGAGGCUACGGCGUAUUUGCGAAUAACGGCUUGGAACCCAGCAAGGCUCUGGUCAAGGAUGUGCAGCAUUACACUGGCCUUAAGCGACCCAUUGUCUGGGUUUUUAGCGGCAUGGGCUCUCAGUGGAACGAGAUGGGCUCGUCGCUGAUGAUAAUUCCACGCUUCCGACAGUCCAUUGAGAUCUGCCAUAAGACUUUAUUGUCCAAAGGACUUGAUCUCAUUGAUAUACUCACAUCGAAUGAUCCAGCUGUUUAUAAAAAUAUCCUGAACUCCUUUGUCGGCAUCGCUGCCGUGCAAAUUGGCCUUACUGAUGUUUUACGUUCCCUGAACUUGGAGCCGGACUACAUCAUUGGUCAUUCCGUUGGAGAACUGGGCUGUGCCUAUGCAGAUGGAGGUUUGACAGCGGAGCAAAUGAUUCUCGCUGCCUAUUACCGUGGACGAGUCAGCGUGGACACUGACAAAAUCAGAGGUGCCAUGGCCGCUGUGGGCAUCGGCUACAAGACGAUCAAGAAUAUGUUGCCCGAAGCCAUUGAAGUGGCAUGCCACAAUAGCUCCGACUCCUGCACAAUCUCUGGGCCAAUCGAUGAUGUUACUCGAUUCGUGAGCGAACUGAAAUCGAAAGACAUCUUUGCCAAGGAAGUGCCCUGCUCAAACAUAGCAUACCACUCAAGGUAUAUUGCGGCCAUGGGUCCGUCAUUGCUCAAAUACAUGAAGGAAACAAUUCCACAUCCGAAGGCCAGAACCGAAAAGUGGCUGAGCACCAGUGUGCCGAAGAGUGACUGGGAGCAGCCCCAAAAUCAGCAAUGCUCAGCCGAAUACCACACCAACAAUCUGUUGAACAGUGUGCUCUUCGAAGAGACUUUCUCGCAGUUGCCCAAUAAUGCCUUGACCAUUGAAAUAGCUCCUCACGGCUUGCUAGGCGCCAUUCUCAAGCGAUCUAUGCCGAACGGUGUUCACAUUGCGCUGACAAAUCGAGGAAACAAGAACAAUGCGCUCUUCUUCAUGACGGCGCUUGGCAAACUGUAUCAGAACGGACUUAUGGUACCAGUUGCCAAUUUGUAUCCCAAAAUCGAGUUCCCCGUGUCACGGGGCACACCGUGCAUCAGCUCCCUGAUCCGCUGGGAUCACAGUGAAGAUUGGUUUGUGACCAAAUAUGAAAACAUGAAGACCAAAUCAAGUGGCGAACGCAUGUUCGCCAUCAACCUGGCCAGCGACAACGAGGAAUUCAUGAGCGGACAUGUCAUAGACGGCAAAAUUCUUGUACCAGCGACCUGCUAUUUGCAAUACGUUUGGGAGACGUUCUCGCUUAUGUACCAUGGCCCCAGCUAUAUGGAUGUGCCAGUCGAAUUCGAGGAAGUUCAGUUCCUCAGGGCCACGAAUAUGUCACUCAAUGGAGAGGUAGAGCUAAAUGUUAUGAUUCACUAUGGCACAGGUCACUUUGAGAUUACUGAAGGUGGCGCUUUAGUGGUUACCGGUAAAAUCAGAGAGAUUGAAAAUCCCCCCAUACCAGAUAUCUAUCACUUCGAAAAAGAGUCCAAGUUCCCGAUGGUAUCCAAAAAAGACUUUUACAAGGAACUUAAGCUGCGUGGAUACCAUUACAAUGGAGCGUUCCGAGCUGUAAGAAGCGCUCGUUCUGAUGGACAGUAUGGCCAAGUGGAAUGGAACUACAACUGGGUGACUUUCAUGGAUGCAAUGUUGCAAAUCCAUAUAUUGGGCACUGACUCACGCUCCCUUCUGUUGCCAACGAAAAUACGUAAGCUGCGUAUCAAUGGCGUCCAUCAUUUCGAUUUGAUGACCAAAAUGGAUCCCGAGAAUCGUGUAUUUGAUGUGUAUGUGGAUCAUAAAUAUGAUCGCGUUGUAGCGGGAGGUAUCGAGUUGAUUGGACUUCAUGCCAGUCCAGUGCAGAGGCGCAGACCACCAGGCAUUCCCGUAUUGGAGAAAUACGAAUUCGUGUCCUACUUGCCAGCUCCCCAAAUGAGUCUGUCGAAUGCAGCCCGCAUUUGCGUGCAACUUGCCCUGGAGAACGUGCCCACGCUUAAGAUGAAGCUCGUCGAAGUCGACACUGAUGGUAGGGAUACCGUGCUGGAUAAGUUCACCGAUGCUAUCGAGGAUCUGCCCGUCGUCACUGGAGAGUAUAUGUACUUGACAAAUCGAAAGGUUGAGGAAAUGCCCGGCGUACAUGUAGAAAAUGGAAAGUUGGCUAGCCUAACCAAUUAUCACUUCGUGGUGGGCGGUGGCAUUUGCGGAGCACUCAACGAAGAUGUGAAUACGAAUGCACAGAAGGUGCUCGUGGACAACGGUUACCUUUUGAUCCGAGAGCGACCCACAACGAACAUCAGCAGCUUAAAACUCCCUGAACAAUUUCAUUUGGUUACGGUGAUUCCCAUUGACGGCAACGAGGAAGUUCUCCUGCUGCUACAGAAGGUCUCUAAGAAGUUGCAUAUGGAACCCACUGUCGUUAAGGUUUCGGAUAAAGACUCGAGCUUCGAUUGGAUAGGUCAGGUGCAGUCCGCUAUAAGCAUGAAGACGCCUGUCGUUAUGUAUGCAUUCAAAGAGGAGCUGAAUGGUCUGAUCGGCUUGGUCAACUGUUUGCGAAAGGAGCCCGAUGGCAAUUUGGUCACCUGUUUCUUCAUUGAUGAUCCUAGUGCACCAGAAUUCGACCUAAAAGAUCCAUUUUAUGCGAGUCAGUUUGCACUGGGCCUUGCAUUCAACAUCUAUCGUCAAGGUGCUUGGGGCAGUCUGCGACAUCUGCAUCUGCCUGUGAAUGAUGAGGUCAAACCUCGAGUGGAUCACAUUUAUGGCAAUGUGAUGCAGCGCGGCGAUUUGUCUUCAUUGCGCUGGUUCGAAGGUCCCCUCGAUCCCCAGGACUGCAGAAUUAAAAUAGCGUACUCAUCGCUCAACUUCAGAGACGUAAUGCUGGCCACGGGCCGCCUGGCCAUUGAACUAUACGGCACGAGUCGCAUCGAUCAAAGUUGUGUGCUCGGCUUCGAGUACUCCGGCAUCGAUAAGAAAACCGGUCGUCGGAUUAUGAGCAUGGUAGUAAAGGGCGGUGUUGCGUCGUAUGUGGAGAAACCCUCCAAGCUGAUCUGGGACAUUCCCGAUCACUGGAGUCUGGAGGACGCCGCUACGGUUCCCGUUGUCUACAUUACAGUCUACUACGCCUUCUUCAUGGCCACCGAUAUUCGCAAGGGCAAGAGCAUACUCAUUCACGCUGGCACUGGCGGCAUUGGCUUGGCGGCCAUUCGAGUGGCUUUGGCCUACAACUUGAAUGUGUUCACCACUUGCAGCACACCCCAAAAGAAAAAGUUCCUGUUGGAUACGUUCCCACAACUGAAAGAAUCCCAAAUUGGAAACUCGCGUGAUACGUCUUUCGAGCUGAUGGUGCAGCGAGAAACCGAUGGCAAGGGUGUUGAUUUUGUGCUGAACUCCUUGUCGGAGGAUAAGCUGCUGGCAUCUGUGCGCUGUCUUGGUAUGUCCGGACACUUCUUGGAGAUUGGAAAGUUCGAUAUGGCCAAUGACACAAAGUUGGGCAUGAGCUGCUUCCUGAAGGAGCUCACAUUCCACGCUGUGUUGGCUGACAACCUGUUGGUGGCCCCCGAUGAGGAUAUUUGGCACUUGAAGAAACUAAUUGAUAUGGAUAUUGCCGCCGGCAUUGUGCAGCCCUUGCCGGUGACCGUCUUUCCGGCGCACGAACUCGAGCAGGCCUUCAGGCAUCUGAUUGGCGGCAAGCAUAUUGGCAAAGUCAUAAUUAAAGUACGUGACAACCCAGAAGCAGCCGAAACGCUGCCGGUGCGUGUCCUCAGCCAAGUGUACUUUAAGCCGCACAUGAGCUAUGUUAUACCCGGAGGUUUGGGCGGAUUCGGCAUGGAACUGGCCGAUUGGAUGGCCCUCCGUGGCGCCCGCAAGCUGGUGCUUAGCUCCAGCCGUGGCAUCAGCAAAGACUAUCAAUCCUAUCGCAUUGCACUUUGGAAGACUUACGGCUGCGAAACUGUAGUUAACAUGGCGGACAUAUCCACAAUUGAGGGCUGUCGCAAUCUGCUGCUGGAGGCUGCCAAACUGGGACCAGUUGGAGGCAUUUUCAAUCUGGCUGUGGCGUUGCGAGACGGCAUCUUUGCCAAUCAGACCGUGGAGCAAUUCAUGCAGAGCUUCGCGCCCAAGGCGAUUGCCACCAAGCACUUGGAUCUGCUGUCCCGCAUUCUGUGUCCGGACCUGGAGCAUUUCGUGGUAUUCUCGAGCGUGUCGUGUGGUCGAGGCAAUGCUGGGCAAACGAACUAUGGUAUGGCCAAUUCAAUCAUGGAGCGUAUCAUCGAGUGCCGUCACAGAGAUGGACUGCCGGCGAAGGCCAUUCAAUGGGGUGCUGUGGGCGAGGUUGGUCUGGUCGCCGACAUGGCUGAGGAUAAAAUUGACAUGGAAAUUGGCGGAACGCUGCAGCAGAGAAUCUCGUCGUGCCUGCAGGAGUUGGACACAUUGUUCAGUGCAAAGUCACCGAUUGUCGCCAGCAUGGUGGUUGCCGAGAAACGUUCGGGUCGUUCCGGAAACGAAAGUAUUAUCGAUACGGUAAUGAACAUUAUGGGCAUACGUGACCUGAAGUCCGUCUCCCUUGGCACAACCCUCUCGGAGAUGGGCAUGGACUCGCUGAUGGCUGUUGAAAUCAAGCAAACACUUGAGCGUGACUUCGAGCUCAUAUUAACGCCACAGGAUCUCCGUUCGCUCACCUUCCAAAAACUGCAGGAGUUCAUGGAGGCGAGGGAGAAGGAUAACACGGAUGCUGUGAAAAUGAUUUUCGCCUCUGACGGCCAGCCCAUUGGCAUGGACCUGAUGCUGCGCAAUCUGGGCGAUGAAGCCCACUGUGACCAAGUCAUGUAUGCUCUGAAGACCCGUGCUCCGCCUUCGAAGCAAAGUGUGCCACCCAAUAUCAUAAUUCCCGGCCUGGAGGGCACAGCGGGCCAGGCCUGGUAUAACAUUGGCGCCGGCCUGAACAGCAGGGCCAAUGUGCUGCAGCUCCAUCAAUUUGCUCAAGCGGAGACUGUCAGUGAGAUAGCUAACCUGGCACUGGAGCACGUGAAAACGCUUCUGAAGCCGACUGAUCCAUUCUACCUCAUUGGCUACUCCUAUGGCUCCUUUGUGGCACUACAGCUGGCCGCUUUGCUUGAGAAUUCGGGCUUCCGUGGACACAUCCUGCUCAUUGAUGGAGCCCCACACUUCCUGACCAGACUAACGAAUCUCCACUUGGGUGCAGACUACACCGAUAACGAUCUAUACGACUUGCUCUUCUCAAAGAUCGUCAGUCAAAUAUUCCCUGACGAGACUAAUGAGUCCGCAGCCAUUAUGUUCCAUAAGCUCGAUACUCUCAAGGAGAAAAUGGACUUGCUAAUGGAGUUUGCGGAGAAACAGAAGAUUUACAGCAAAGAAUACUGCCGAGUUAUAGUCGAGGCCAUGUUCCACAGGGUUAAAAUGGCCGCUCGAUUCGACGUGGACAGCAUAAAGGACUUGAAAUCACCCAUCACACUAGUUCGGCCCGCAGAGGUCUCUCUGCAGGAUAUCGAGGAGGACUAUUGUGUGUCGAAGCUGACAUCGGGCAAGGUCACGCUCAAGGUGAUCGAGGGCAAUCACACGACCAUGUUGGACAAUCCAGUGCUGCCACAGAUUAUCAAUGGAUUCGAUCCCGGACUAUUGGACGACAAGAACUUCGAGGAGUAUAUCCGAGAUGUUAAGCCAGUGACCGUGGUCUAAGCAUUCCAUAUUAUCUUUUAUUAUCUUCUAGUUAUUUUCACUUAAACGUUGUCAAGCUUGCACAUCACAUCUUAUUACUGUAAUACUAAUAAAACAUGUUUUCUUCACAAAUU
This is a messenger RNA of Drosophila arizonae, 7489 nucleotides long. RefSeq names its product Fatty acid synthase 3 (gene FASN3). Gene Ontology annotation, molecular function: fatty acid synthase activity; phosphopantetheine binding; oxidoreductase activity. Gene Ontology annotation, biological process: fatty acid biosynthetic process. NCBI's taxonomy places the organism in Eukaryota, Metazoa, Arthropoda, Insecta, Diptera, Drosophilidae. The record is from RefSeq and is a predicted model, not a curated record.